AUGGCUUUUCCACUACCGCGAGGAAUCACGCCCUCGGAAAUCGAAUUCAUCUCGGAGAUGGAACUCGUGACUGUUGUGCCUCGACAGCGUCUAGAUGGCCUCGAUUUGUUAUCAGGACCUACAGAACGAUUACUACCGCCACAGCGUACGACACUUCCUCUCUGGCUGGCAAUCCUACUCAAACGACAACGGCGCGUCAAUAUCGUCCCUCCAUACUGGCUUUACCCAGAGUCAUUACAAAUAAUCCUUCAAUUCGAAACAGAAACCCGAGAAUACUCAGAUUCCUUCUCCCCGCCACCGCGACUACCAGGUCAACGCAGACCGGGUGACGACAACAAUCGACGACCGCAGGUUACCAUGCCUCGACCAAAGCACACGCUCGAUGGAGCGCGAUAUUUUCCCACGCCGCCAUUCCUACCACAGAAUACCGCGCUGACUCCAGCCGAGGAAUCCGAACUCGACAAAGAAAUCGCCCUGCCGUACCACUGGCUAGAAGUGGGCAAUAUGCUGCUCGACGCCGCGAGUGAUGACCUCAUCGACCCGGACCAAGUGCGGCGACUAUUAAAAGACUUGCGAGAAGUGCGCAUGUCCAAGAUGCGCAAGGGCGUGGAUAUCCUGGACACAGCCGCAACAGCCGGCGGCGGCGUCGCCCUUACGGGUGUCGGGGCUAUGGAAAUCGGGGAAAUGCGAGGCUUCGUUGCUGGAGUAGUCGAAGGGCUUAGGAAAAUCGGCGCAUCUCGCGAACAGGCCCGAAGAGAACAGCUCGCUGAAGAAGGACCUACGCAAGGGUAUACCCAGGAUGAUGACGAUGACAUGGAGUUUUAG
This is a messenger RNA of Talaromyces rugulosus, 825 nucleotides long. RefSeq lists its product as uncharacterized. The transcript has 2 exons. NCBI's taxonomy places the organism in Eukaryota, Fungi, Ascomycota, Eurotiomycetes, Eurotiales, Trichocomaceae. Gene Ontology annotation, biological process: DNA replication; double-strand break repair via break-induced replication. The record is from RefSeq and is a predicted model, not a curated record. Bases 1 to 825 code for a protein of 274 amino acids. Gene Ontology annotation, cellular component: nucleus; GINS complex.